AGCACGUGCAACAUAAAUUAAAAAUUAGUGUUGUUUACAGCUCUUAUCGUAUUUAAUACAAAUGGAAGAAACAAAAGGAUUUUAUGAUUUAUGUAUACCUUUUAACAAGGAUGAAAGGGUUUUAAGAGAGAUAUGCACUGAAUUAGUAGAUUUGGGUUAUGGGACAAUAGCCAUUGAACAAGUUUUUGAUCACAGUAAAAAGGAAAAUGUUAAACGCUCAUCUGAUAUAUUUCCCGAACCAGUUAAUAUUGAGUGGCUGAAAGAUGAAUAUAAAAAUAAAUUGAAAAUAUUACAACGGUUGACCAUUAUUUAUGUAGAUGCUGCAGUUGCUCAUGCCAUGGGAAAUUCCUUAAAUCUCAAAAAGUACAAUCUGGUGGCCGGCCAACCGAAGACAGAUGCCGCUUUGACACACUGUUGCACUACAUUCAAUGGCGAUAUUGUGACAUUCGAUGCUCAGGCUGGUGGCCGUAUCUUUGUGAAUCGCAAAGCCUAUCAAGUGGCCGUGAAAAAAGGUGUAUUUUUUGAAAUUAAAUAUUCUCCCCUGAUUACAGAUUCCAAUUUUCGAAAAGAUAUGAUCAAGAUAGCCCAUAAUUAUUUUGUAAAGGGAAAAUCCAAGAGUAUUAUAAUUAGCAGUGGAGCUACUAACAGAUUUGAACUGAGAGGACCCUACGAUGUGGCAAAUUUAUCAUUUAUAUUUGGUUUAUCUGAAGAUCAAGGCAAAUGUGCCAUUGACCGGUUUUGUCGACAACUAUUUCUAAGAGCAGAAUCGAGACGUUUGGGUAAAACCAUAAUGUUUGUUAAAUCGUCGGGACCGAUAGUAUUCUCGGAUUCGUCCUCUGAAAGUGAGGAGGAUGAUAUAGCUGAUAAGAAUGAUGUGAAUGUUAUUACAUUUAUGAAAUGCUCAUCUGAGUCAGAUGAGAAAAAUGAGGAGGAACAACCAAUUAAAAAGAAAAAACUUUCCUAAUAUAAAUCAAAGUUGUCUUUGGUUUGAAACCAGAAUAUUAAUUAAAAUACAAAACAUUGAGUGUA
This is a messenger RNA of Stomoxys calcitrans (stable fly), 1029 nucleotides long. It is a transcript of the gene Rpp30, whose product is annotated as ribonuclease P protein subunit p30. Gene Ontology annotation, cellular component: nucleolar ribonuclease P complex. Gene Ontology annotation, molecular function: RNA binding. Bases 62 to 964 code for a protein of 300 amino acids. Gene Ontology annotation, biological process: tRNA processing. NCBI's taxonomy places the organism in Eukaryota, Metazoa, Arthropoda, Insecta, Diptera, Muscidae. The record is from RefSeq and is a predicted model, not a curated record. The transcript has 6 exons.